Messenger RNA from Boleophthalmus pectinirostris (great blue-spotted mudskipper), 1467 nucleotides. RefSeq names its product golgin subfamily A member 6-like protein 7. Lineage: Eukaryota; Metazoa; Chordata; Actinopteri; Gobiiformes; Gobiidae. Bases 1 to 1467 code for a protein of 488 amino acids. The transcript has a single exon. The record is from RefSeq and is a predicted model, not a curated record.
AUGGUCAAACUUUUCAGGACAAGCAGCAGCCUGGUGAAAGACCUGAGAGGUCGGCUCAGUACAGCUGAGGAGACCAUCCACGCUCUCCAAAAUGAGAUCGAGAAGGAGAGAGCGGAGCGAGCCACUGUGGAAAGGGCUCUGCAUGAGUCCAACAUCACCUCCAAAAACAUCCAGGAGGAGACAGACCAGAGAACUGUUCAUCUAGAGGCAGAACUAGAGAAAAUCAACCAAACUCAACAAAAUGCUUUGGUUGAAAAAGAAAAAGAGAAACAAAUCCAGGAGCACAAACAAAUGACCAAUGUGCUGCAGGAUAAGUUGAGGGUGGAGAGUCAGAGAAGCCAACAACUGCAAAAGGAGGUCUCCAGACUUGAUAAAGAGAAUUGGGAGUUGAAUGUGAAGUGUAUGGAAAUGGAGGAGGGGAUGAGGUCUUCAUCACCGUUAACUGAGGCUAAUAAGAUUACGGUGGAGGACGGUAAAAAAAUAGACGACCUGGAAGAAGUGGUCUCCAGACUUCAAAACGAGGAUGAAAACGAAAGGAUUUGGAGAGUGGUAACAGAAUUCAUGGAAAUGGGACUAGAGGAUUUCGACAACAAACUUCAGGUCCAAAUCCAGAUCAACAAACGUCAGAUUGGAGAGUGUGAAGAGAGCAAAAGGCAGUUGAGGGAAACUGAAGCUAGAAACAAGUGCCUGCAAGAGAAGAUUGCCAGUUUAGAAGAUGAACUGCAUCAGACAGAGAUGAUUCUGAGGCGUAGUGAAGAGAUGGGUCAGCGGGCGCUUGAAGAGGAGAGAGAGAGAAGCGCAGAAAUGGAAAAGGCUCUGAGAGAAAAGGACAACAUCAUACGCCACCUGCAGGACGUGAUUGAAAAAGAGCAGAUCACAAAACCUGCCAUGGUGGAAGAUUUCCAGUCUAUGAAAGAGGCAAUAGUGACUCUAGAACAGAGCACGGAGGAGCAGAGGAGCCAGUUUCAAUGUGAGCUGGACCUGAAAGAAGAGAAAAACAGAAAACUGGAGAAAGAACUGUCUGCAGCAAAGAAUAUAUUAGCAGAACAAAGCACAACGCACCAGGAAGAGGUCGAACAUGUGAGAGACGACUUCAAAAGGUCUGUGCAAAAGGCUAGAAUGAGGUCUGAAAAAGAUGUAGAGGACAUAAGUAGUCAAAUGAACAAGAAACGUGCUCGACUGGAGAUGGAACUGUCCAAGAACCAGAAAGAACUCCAUACCCCGAAGAAGGUUAUGGAGGAGGUUAUCUGUGAGGAGAAAGAGUCAAACAGCUCCACAGAGAUCCUCACUGAGAUCAAGGACAGAGAGCCAGAACCUAAGAAGCAGAAAAGGGAGGUCCACAGACAGCAGGCUACUAACCAGCCUCCUGAAAAAAAGACCGAAAGGCUGGAGAACGUCCUCACUAGCCACAGACCUCCAAGGAGCAGAAGAAAGAGACAAUGGAGAAGGUCAAACCCUACCUUCUAA